Messenger RNA from Ochotona princeps (American pika), 2291 nucleotides. It is a transcript of the gene TTLL12, whose product is annotated as tubulin tyrosine ligase like 12. The transcript is spliced from 14 exons. NCBI's taxonomy places the organism in Eukaryota, Metazoa, Chordata, Mammalia, Lagomorpha, Ochotonidae. The record is from RefSeq and is a predicted model, not a curated record. Gene Ontology annotation, biological process: protein modification process. The coding region runs from base 88 to 2007 and encodes 639 amino acids.
GGCGCCGCGGGCCGACGGGCUGACGGGCGGGCUGGCGGCGGCGGGAGGGCCGGGCCCUGGGCUGCGGCGGCCGCUGGAGGAGGCGCCAUGGAGGCCGAGCCGGCUCCGGAGCGCGCCGGCCCGAGCGGGGCGCCCGACGAGGACGCGAGGGCCCUGGACGAGUUCGUGGCCCUGCACGGCCCCGCGCUGCGCGCCUCUGGGGUCCCCGAGCGGUACUGGGGCCGCCUCCUGCACAAGCUGGAGCACGAGGUUUUCGAUGCAGGGGACUGGUUUGGAAUAAUGCAAGUGGAAGAGGCAGAGGAAGAGGAGGAUGAGGCGGCGCAGGAGGUGCGGAGGAAGCAGCCCAACCCGGGCAGCGAGAUGUGCUACAAGGUCAUUGUGACCAGUGAGAACGGGCUCCAGGCUGCUGACCCCAACAGCAUCUUCCUCAUUGACCACGCCUGGACGUGCCGCGUGCAGCACGCCCGCCAGCAGCUGCAGCAGGUGCCAGGGCUGCUGCACCGCAUGGCCAGCCUGAUGGGUGUCGAUUUCCAUGGCGAGCUGCCCAGCACGGAGGCCGUGGCCCUGGUGCUGGAGGAGAUGUGGAAGUUCAACCAGACCUACCAGCUGGCCCACGGGACCUCCGAGGAGAAGGUGCCAGUGUGGUACAUCAUGGACGAGUUUGGCUCACGGAUCCAGCACGCGGACGUUCCCAGCUUUGCCACUGCUCCCUUCCUCUACAUGCCCCAGCAAGUGGCCUACACGCUGCUGUGGCCCCUGCGGGACCUGGACACAGGCGAGGAAGUGACCCGGGACUUUGCCUAUGGAGAGACAGACCCCCUGAUCCGGAAGUGCGUGCUGCUGCCCUGGGUCCCCGCCGAUCUGCUGGACCUCAGCUACUCCACGCCUGAGCCACCUGCCGGCUACUACCAGGCCAUCCUGGAAGAAAACAAGGAGAAACUGCCACUACCCAUCAGCCCAACAGCGCGUCCCAGUGACCACAUCUUCAAGGUCUACACUGAUGUGCAGCAGGUCCUCAGCCACCUCUCCCACCCCCGCUUCGUCUUCACCCAGAGCGAGGCCGACGCCGACAUCCUGUACAACUUCUCCCACUUCAAGGAUUACAGGAAGCUGAGCCAGGAGCGGCCAGAGGUGCUGCUGAAUCAGUUCCCCUGUGAGAACCUGCUGACGGUGAAGGACUGCCUGGCCUCCAUCGCACGCCGGGCUGGGGGCUCCGAAGGGCCCCCCUGGCUGCCCCGUACCUUCAACCUGCGCACAGAGCUGCCCCAGUUUAUCAGCUACUUCCAGCAACGGGAGAGGCGGGGCGAAGACAACCACUGGAUCUGCAAGCCCUGGAACCUGGCCCGCAGCCUGGACACACACAUCACCAGGAGCCUGUGCAGCAUCAUCCGGCACCGGGAGAGCACCCCCAAGGUGGUGUCCAAGUACAUCGAGAGCCCCGUCCUGUUCCUACGAGAAGAUGUGGGCAAGGUCAAGUUCGACAUCCGCUAUGUGGUGCUGCUACGGGCCGUGCAGCCCCUUACCCUAUUUGUGUACAACGUUUUCUGGCUGCGCUUCUCCAACCGGCCCUUCGCCCUCGACGACCUGGAUGACUACGAGAAACAUUUCACUGUCAUGAACUACGCCCCAAAUGUGGUGCUUAAGCAGGUGCACUACGACGAGUUCAUCCCUGAGUUUGAGAAACAAUACCCAGAGUUCCCCUGGAGUGGUGUCCAGGCCGAGAUCUUCCAGGCCCUCAGGGAGCUGUUCCAGAUGGCGUGUGCCCGGCCCCCGCCCAUGGGCCUCUGCGACUACCCCUCCUCGCGGGCUGUCUACGCCGUCGACCUCAUGCUCAAGUGGGGCAGCCAGGCAGAUGGGCGGCAAGUGAUGCGGCCACAGAUCCUGGAGGUGAACUUCAACCCAGACUGCGAGCGGGCCUGCAGGUACCACCCCAGCUUCUUCAACGAUGUCUUCAGCACCUUGUUUCUGGACCAACCCAGUGAUUGCCAUGUUACCCGCCUGCUCUAGGCGCUGGCAGCCAGGGUCCCAGCCCUCCCACCUCUCCUCUCUGCCCCUUCUCUGGAGCCCUCAGCCCUGCUGUACACCCUGGGGGUGCAGGGUCCUCCCCUGGGCAGCUGAGCUGCUUCCAGGCCUACAGUCCCCAGCUCAGCCGAGGACUCUGUUCUGGAUGCCAGUAGAGGCUGUGUUGGCAGGUACCCCUGGGAGGCGCGGAGCACUCUAUGGGACAGGCAGGCCAGCCCAGCUCUUCUGGCAUCCUCUUUGGUGCAUUGCUACCCCGGGUUCUGUGGCAU